AUGUAUGAAUCUUGUUUGGAUACCUUCAACAAUGAAAGUGCGAACCAAAAGAUAACGACAGGAAUCAAGGAGCUCGAUGAUUAUUUGCAUGGUGGCAUUGCACUAAGAAAAAUAACGGAAUUCGUUAGUAAGUCUGGCAAUGGAAAAACACAAAUGUGUUUACAGCUGAGCUUAAAUGUGCAACGACCUAAGUCUUUGGGUGGCUUGGAGGGAAAAGCAUUGUAUAUAGACACACGCCAGGACUUUAAUCCGUUACGACUUAAAGAGCUGGCUACUCAUCUUGAAAGUCGUUGGGGAAAAGUAAUUCCUGAGUUGAAUGCCACCAAGAUGGUACAAAAUGUGAAUUAUGUUUGUUGUCCAAAUGUGCCAAAGCUGAUUGCCAACAUUUUAAGCUUGGACAGGUUUCUAAGCGAGCAACCAGAUAUAAAACUGAUUGUGAUUGACUCGCUGUCAUUUUCGUUGCGGAUGAUUGAGGAAAUAGCCGAGCGCAAUUCGGUCUUGUUCGAGCUCCACAACAAUAUGCGACGGCUGCUCCGUAAUAACGAUGUAGCUUUAGUUGUUACGAAUGAAUUGACGCAUCGGCUGGUCCGCAAUCGCUUCACUAUAUCCCCUGCUUUGGGCGAUUUUCACGGACAUCUUCUCAACGAACGCAUCUGGUUUAGUCGUGCGCAAAACUCUUGCCAUGGCAUUCUUGUAGGCAAAACGUUGCAAUCUCAUAAACUUAUUGGCCUCUUUAAGAUUAAACAUGAUGGCAUAAAUAACGCAAUUGAUAGAACGCAUGGAAAUCAUAAAGCAGCAAAGAGAACAAAAAUGUCCUUGUGAGUUUACUGUCAAUGUUUUUUUGCUGCUCUUUAUUGUUAUAUGUAUAUGUUAUUUAUAUUAUUAUUGUAUACAAUACAAACUAGUUAGUAAUUUAAGUAAUUAAACUAAUUAUUGUUAUA
This is a messenger RNA of Scaptodrosophila lebanonensis, 941 nucleotides long. RefSeq names its product DNA repair protein RAD51 homolog 3. Gene Ontology annotation, molecular function: ATP-dependent DNA damage sensor activity; four-way junction DNA binding; ATP binding. Bases 1 to 822 code for a protein of 273 amino acids. The transcript has 6 exons. Gene Ontology annotation, biological process: reciprocal meiotic recombination; DNA repair; meiotic DNA recombinase assembly. The record is from RefSeq and is a predicted model, not a curated record. Lineage: Eukaryota; Metazoa; Arthropoda; Insecta; Diptera; Drosophilidae. Gene Ontology annotation, cellular component: replication fork; Rad51C-XRCC3 complex; Rad51B-Rad51C-Rad51D-XRCC2 complex.